Oncorhynchus gorbuscha (pink salmon) is the source of this 1005-nucleotide messenger RNA. RefSeq lists its product as uncharacterized. NCBI's taxonomy places the organism in Eukaryota, Metazoa, Chordata, Actinopteri, Salmoniformes, Salmonidae. The annotation marks the transcript as partial. The record is from RefSeq and is a predicted model, not a curated record. The transcript is spliced from 7 exons.
CUGUUUGUGUUAAUAUCAGAGAGUGUACGCCCCUUAUCAUCUUUAUUGCUGCUGCUGCAUACUUAUUGACCAGUGAGUCUUUCCUUUCCUCAAAUCACUUUCUGAGUCUCCAGACCUCCACCUGUUCACCAUACAGGAUGUUGACGUUUACGUUGUUGCUCCUGGCUUUGUCAAGUUUACAUGCUGCCCCACUGAGGGAUCAUGUAGUGGCAUCCCCUAGAGGUAGGCUUCAGGAUCGCAGGGUCCUGGUUCUGCCCCGGAGCGUCCCAGUGGAGGAGCGCAGACAGGGAACAGAGCCCUCCAGACGCUUCCUCAUGGACCUGAACACCGGCCUCGUCAAGGAACAUAUCAACGAGAUGGACAGGAGAGUGGCACCAGUGUACGUUCCUCCCUCUGUGGAUGAGUUCAGACAGGGAACCGAGAACUCCCAGAAGACUCUGGUGGACAUCAGGAGCGGACGCAUCAUCAAACCUGUCGGAGAGAUGGAGAGAAGCAUGAUAAUGACUCCUCAGGAGCCUAUGGAGGUCCCAGUCCCAGUCCAGAGGAGAGUGGGAGGAUGGGUGAGGGCUGAUGUUUUGCCCUGGAGCGUCCCAGUGGAGGAGCGCAGACAGGGAACAGAGCCCUCCAGACGCUUCCUCAUGGACCUGAACACCGGCCUAGUCAAGGAACACGUCAGUGAGAUGGACAGGAGAGUGCCACCAGUGUACACUCCUUCCUCUGUGGAUGAGUACAGACAGGGGACCAAGAACUCCCAGAAAACUCUAGUGGACAUCAGGAGCGGACGCAUCAUCAGGCCUGUUGGAGAGAUGGAGAGAAGCAUGAAACUGACACCUCAGGAUGAGAGAGACAGAUUACAAAAUGUGAGGCUGGUCGAGGCUGAGGUCCGGAGCGUCCCAGUGGAGGAACGUAGACAGGGAACAGAGCCCUCCAGACGAUUCAUCAUGAACCUGAACACCGGCCUAGUCAAGGAACACGUCAGCGAGAUGGACAGGAGAGUGGCACCAG